Molecule: messenger RNA, 1122 nt
Organism: Helianthus annuus (common sunflower)
Lineage: Eukaryota; Viridiplantae; Streptophyta; Magnoliopsida; Asterales; Asteraceae
Exons: 1
Coding region: 1-1122 (373 amino acids)
Biological process (GO): chromatin remodeling
Cellular component (GO): nucleus
Source: RefSeq, a predicted model, not a curated record
AUGCAUAGGGUUCAGAUAGCUUAUCUUCAGGAAACUAGGUGGAAGGGGAAUAGAUGGGGUGAAUACAAUGGGUACAAGUUAUUAUACUCGGAGUCUGAGGGGGCUAAAAAUGGGGUAGGUUUUCUAGUAUCACUAAAAUAUCACAGGAAUGUGAUUGAGGUAACACGAUACAACGAUAGAAUUAUGGCGCUCAUUUUAGUAUUAGGCGAGGAAGUUGUAAUGAUGGUUUGCACAUAUGCACCAAAUGUGAGAUUAGGAGACCUAGAGAAAAGAGAGUUUCAGGAUUGCCUAGACUUAGUAGUGAGAGCCAUACGUAGGGAGGAGAGAAUUUUUAUAGGAGGGGAUUUAAACGGUCACAUUGGUAAGGAUAAUGAUGGUUAUCAGUCCAUACAUUGGGGGUCCGGUUUUGGUGAGAGGAAUGAGUCUGGUAGGAAUCUUCUAGAAUUUGCGGUGGCACACGACUUGGGUAUUUUAAACUCGUUCUUUAGAAAGAGGGACAUGCAUUUGAUCACUUUUAGUAGCGGGGUUCAGAACACACAAAUGGAUUAUCUCUUGACGAGGCAAGUGAACGGACGAUGGUGGAAGGACUGCAAAGUUAUAACAGGGGAGACAACAGUGAUUCAACACCAUCUGUUGGUGGGAGAUAUACUCUUAAGAGAAAAGUUGGUUAAAGGAGAUAGGAGUAUUCGACCUAGGAUCCGAUGGGGAAACUUAAAAGGCGACAAGGUGAUAGAGUUCAAAGAUAAGGUCAUCGCUAAGACUGUGGCUCAAUUGAGUCGAGACGCCAAUCGGAUAUCGGAGGAUAUGGUGACUACCAUUAUUCAUGUAGCCAAUGGGACUUUAGGGGUUGCAACAGGAAAGUCAAGUGGGCCUAAGGACACCUGGUGGUGGAGUGAAGAGGUGCAGAACAAAAUUAGGGGUAAGCAUCAGAGCUUUAGAGAUCUUCUUAGGUGCGCAAAUGAUGAGGAACAAGUAAGACCGAAGGACAAAUACAAGAAGGCCAAAAGGGAGGCUAAGAGGGCAAUGACGGAGGCAAAGAACACAGCCGAUAAGCUGAUGAACGCUUGGAAACAAAGGAGGCGAACAUGUUAUGUUCAAGAUUACCAAAGCUAUAGAGAGUAG